GCAAGGGCCGGGGACGGGAAGAGGGCGGAGAGCGGAGGCCCCGGAGUGCCUCUCUGGCCCCCCUAGCGCACGCGCUUCUCGACUGCUCCGGGCCGGCGUGGUAUUGUGGGAUCGCGGCGCCCGGGCCUGAGACGCUCGCCGCCGCCGGGGCGUCCACUCGAGAGAGCGAUCGAGCGCCUCCUGUCGUCCGCACGGCGGCCCUGCCGGCCCUCGGCUCCCCCCCGAACUCCUCCCGCCGCCGCCGCUCCCCCCCAUCCCCUCCUCCUCCAUCCUCCAGUUCAAAAUGGCGACGGCGGCGGCGGCGGCGGCGAUGGCUCCUCCGGGCUGCCCGGGUUCGUGCCCCAACUUCGCCGUCGUCUGCUCCUUCCUGGAACGCUACGGGCCGCUGCUGGACCUGCCCGAGCUGCCCUUCCCCGAGCUGGAGCGGGUGCUGCAGGCGCCGCCGCCGGACAUCGGCCACGGAGAAGUACCAAAAGAAUUGGUGGAGCUCCAUUUGAAGUUGAUGAGGAAGAUUGGCAAAUCCGUUACAGCAGACAGAUGGGAAAAAUACUUGAUCAAGAUAUGCCAAGAGUUUAACAGUACCUGGGCGUGGGAGAUGGAGAAGAAAGGCUAUCUUGAGAUGAGCGUGGAGUGCAAACUAGCACUCUUAAAGUAUCUCUGCGAGUGUCAGUUUGACGACAAUCUUAAAUUCAAGAACAUAAUUAAUGAGGAGGAUGCUGAAACUAUGCGUCUCCAGCCAAUUGGGCGGGACAAAGAUGGCCUCAUGUACUGGUACCAGUUGGAUCAAGACCACAAUGUCAGAAUGUACAUAGAAGAACAAGAUGAUCAAGAUGGCUCUUCUUGGAAAUGCAUUGUCAGAAAUCGAAACGAGUUGGCUGAGACUCUUGCACUCCUGAAAGCACAAAUUGAUCCUGUACUAUUGAAAACCUCUAGCCAACAGGAAGACUCUUCCCGGGAAAGUCCCACUCUAGAGGAUGAGGAGACUAAAAAAGAGGAAGAAACACCUAAACAAGAGGACUCGAAGGAAGAUGGAAGGACGAAAGGUCAUGGGCAGCCAGGAGAUCCCAUCAAGCGCUCUGUGGCCAAUGUUCUAGAAGACACAGCUGUGAAGACGGAAAAGGAGGACGGGAAGGAGCUCGCAAAACUGCCUGUCAUUGUAAAGCACGAAAAACCUCUGCCAGAAAUAGAGGGGAAAAAGAUCAUCAGGGAGGAAAGCGAUUCCUUCAAGGAAAAUGUCAAACCCAUUAAGGUAGAAGCGAAGGAAUGCAGAGUGGAUUCCAGGGAUCUCAAGGGCAGCUCGGAGAGGCCGGGCACACAGGAGCCCGAGCGAGUAGACUUUGGUGGCAUCCGAUCUUCUCAGGACGUCCCAGAGAAAUCUUCUGAGGAAACAGAGAAGCUUAGAAAUGACCAGCAAGCCAAGAUACCACUCAAAAAACGUGAAAUUAAGCUGAGUGAUGGUUUUGACAGACCUUUGUGUAAGUCAGCUACUCCAACAAAAGAAGUUUUGAAAGAUGAAAUAAAGCAAGAGGAAGAGACUUGUAAACGGCUCUCCACCAUCAGUGCUCUGAGUCACGAAGGGAAACAGCUAGUGAAUGGGGAAAUUAGCGACGACAAGCUAACUCCAACUCUUAAGUCGGAACAAAUGGAGACGCAGCUUUGUGAGACAAAGGAAGAUGGUUCUAGCAUCCCCUCUAAGGACGGAAAUGGUGCUGAGAGCUUCGAUUCUGUCCCAGCAAGCUCCAAGAUAAGUGAGCUUGAGAAAGAAGUCCCUUCAGGAAAUGGUGUAGAUAGCUCUGUAUCUACCGUAGAGAGCCUCAGUCAGAAAGGAAGGUCAGAGGAGUCUGCGCCUCCGAACGUGGAAAUGCCUCUUGAGCCUUUAGAGACAGCGACCGAUCUCUCUUUAAAACCCGCGCCAUCUGCCACUGAAUCCUGCACGGCAAAAGUCGAAGAGAAGGCCCCCAAAAGUAAGAAUGAGAACCACACUCCAGGCAUAGAAUGCCCGGAAAAGGUGGAGAAGGCCAAAAAGACUGUUGCUGAUAAAGAAAGGCUGAGUCCAAUACCCGAAGAGGCUGUGAGGAGUCCUCGAGAAUCAGAAAAGCCAGGUCCUUGUGACGUGGCUGAAACUUCCCUCCCACCCGAGACGACUGGCCCCGAGGAGAAACUGGCCUCAGAAAAAAAAGAAUGUCUAGAGAGAGGGUCAAGCGAAGGUCAAUCCCUUGACAAUUCAAGCCCAGAAAUUCUAAAAGAGGAUUCUGAGUCCAGGAAGGUAGAAGCGGCUAAUCUGGACAACGUCCAGGCCUCUGGUGUGGAGGGUACUUCUGAGACCAGAAAGGUAGAAGCGGCUAGUCUGGACAAUGUCCAGGCUUCUGAGACAAAGGGCUCUGCGCAAAAGAACAAAUUCAAAUAUAAGUUAGUUCCUGAAGGAGACAGCACUGCUUCAGAAAACACAGAGAUCACCUCUGAAAGGCAGAAGGAAGGCAUCAAGUUGACAAUUCGGAUAUCUAGUCGGAAGAAGAAGCCAGAUUGUCCCCCACAAAUUGUAGACUCUGAAAACAAGGAAGAGAAGGUGGGGAAGGAAGAAGAGAAAACAAGCAUGGGGCGUACUUUAAGAAGGUCUCCAAGAAUAUCUAGACCCACAGCGAAAGUAGCCGAGAUCAGAGAUCAGAAAGCCGAUAAGAAGAAAGGGGAAGGAGAAGACGGAGCGGAAGACGAACCAGCAGCUUUGCAGAGAACAAACAAGAAGGAUCACUUGAAAAAAGCCGAGAAGGAUACAAGUUCUAAAGUGAGCAAGGUAAAACCCAAAGGCCGAGUCCGCUGGACCGGUUCCCGGUCGCGUGGCAGGUGGAGAUACUCCAGCAAUGAUGACAGUGACGGCUCUGACAGUGACAAGUCCUCUGCAGCCUCGGAGGAGGAGGGGAAGGAGAGUGAGGAAGCCGUCCUUCCAGAGGAUGAUGAGCCCUGCAAGAAAUGCGGCCUCCCGAACCACCCAGAACUCAUUCUUCUGUGCGAUUCCUGUGACAGUGGCUACCACACCGCCUGCCUCCGUCCCCCUCUGAUGGUCAUCCCUGAUGGAGAAUGGUUCUGCCCUCCUUGCCAGCAUAAACUACUGUGUGAAAAAUUAGAAGAACAGUUGCAAGAUUUGGACGUUGCUUUAAAGAAGAAAGAGCGUGCUGAGCGAAGGAAAGAACGCUUGGUGUAUGUUGGUAUCAGUAUUGAAAACAUCAUUCCUCCACAAAUAAACAUGCAGUUACCUCUUUUCUCAGGGGUUGGCCGAGGAAAAGAUAUCUCCACUAUCACAGGUCACCGUGGGAAAGACAUCUCUACCAUUUUGGAUGAAGAACGAAAGGAGAACAAACGGCCGCAGAGAUCAGCUGCUGCCCGCAGGAAGAAACGCCGGCGACUUAAUGAUCUUGAUAGUGAUAGCAACCUCGAUGAGGAAGAGAGUGAGGACGAGUUCAAGAUCAGUGACGGGUCUCAGGAUGAGUUCGUUGUGUCUGAUGAAAACCCAGAUGAAAGCGAAGAAGAUCCGCCGUCUAAUGAGGACAGUGACAUGGACUUCUGUGGCCGCAGACUCAGGCGGCAUCCCUCUCGGCCAAUGCGGCAAAGCAGGCGCUUGAGGAGAAAGACCGCAAAGAAAAAGUACUCUGAUGAUGACGAAGAGGAGGAGGAGGAGUCCGAGGAGAACAGUAGAGACUCCGAAAGUGACUUUAGCGAUGACUUUAGUGAUGAUUUUGUAGAAACCCGGCGAAGACGAUCAAGAAGGAACCAGAAAAGACAGAUUAACUACAAAGAAGAUUCAGAAAGUGACGGUUCCCAGAAAAGUAUACGACGGGGUAAAGAAAUCAGGCGCGUCCACAAGCGCAGGCUCUCCAGCUCAGAGAGUGAAGAGAGCUAUAUGACCAAGAACUCUGAAGAUGAUGAGGUCACGAAAGCGUCUAAGCGAUCUGUUCGGAAACGGGGCCGAAGCACAGAUGAGUACUCAGACGCAGAUGAGGAUGAUGAAGAGGAAAGCAAACCAUCCCGCAAGCGGCUCCACCGCAUUGAGACGGACGAGGAGAGCUGUGACAAUGCUCAUGGAGAUGCAGAGCAGCCUCCCCAUGACAGCCAGCCCAGGGCCCUGCCCUCAGAGCAGGAGAGCAGCAAGAAGCCCUAUCGGAUAGAGAGUGACGAGGAAGAGGACUUUGAGAACGUGGGCAAAGUAGGGAGCCCAUUGGACUACAGCCUAGUGGACUUGCCUUCCACCAACGGACAGAGCCCGGGCAAAGCCAUUGAGAACUUGAUGAGCAAGCCAACUGAAAAGUCCCAGACCCCCAAGGACAGCGGCACGGCCAGUGCAAAUCUAGCCCCCAAUGGGACAAGUGGUGGACAGGAGGUGGGGGCCCCAGAGGAGGACGAAGAUGAGCUUUUGCGAGUGACUGACCUUGUUGAUUAUGUCUGUAACAGUGAACAGCUAUAAGACUUCUUUCCAUUUCUGUGCUAAUUUAUUCCACGGUAGCUCUCACACCAGCGGGCCAGUUAGUAAAAGCUGUUUAAUUUUCCUAGAAAACGCUACUACAGAACGACUUUUUACAAGAGAAAUUUCAACAAAUCCUGAAGUCUUUCUGUGAAGUGACCAGUUUUGAACUUUGAAGAUUAAUAAUUGCUGUAAAUUCCUUUUGAUUUUCUUUUUCCAAGUUCAUGGUCCUUGGUAAUUUCAUUCAUGGGGAAAAAAAAUCUUAUUAUAAUAACAACAAAGAUUUGUAUAUUUUUGACUUUAUAUUUCCUGAGCUCUCCUGACUUUGUGAAAAGUGUGGAUACGAAUGCAUUCCGAAUCUGUGAGGGCCCAAAGCAGAACUUAGGGCGGGAGAAGCACCUGUGCUCUAGCUUUUCAUAUUAAAUAUAUAUUAUAUUUAACACUCAUGGCAUAGAUGGUGAUUAACAAACUGUUUAAAGGUCAGUCUACUGUUGCAGUUUGAGAAUUGUAGAUACAACAUCGUACAUACGUCACUUAGUAGUAGCCUUCGUGAAAUCAGUUUGUUUGCUCUUGGAGUUACCACGCAUUAAUAAAGAAGAGACCAUGGAA
Messenger RNA from Microtus ochrogaster (prairie vole), 5062 nucleotides. It is a transcript of the gene Rsf1, whose product is annotated as remodeling and spacing factor 1. Lineage: Eukaryota; Metazoa; Chordata; Mammalia; Rodentia; Cricetidae. Gene Ontology annotation, molecular function: histone binding. The transcript is spliced from 14 exons. Gene Ontology annotation, biological process: negative regulation of DNA-templated transcription. The record is from RefSeq and is a predicted model, not a curated record. Gene Ontology annotation, cellular component: RSF complex. The coding region runs from base 284 to 4456 and encodes 1390 amino acids.